Messenger RNA from Schistocerca piceifrons (Central American locust), 945 nucleotides. RefSeq lists its product as uncharacterized. NCBI's taxonomy places the organism in Eukaryota, Metazoa, Arthropoda, Insecta, Orthoptera, Acrididae. The transcript has a single exon. The record is from RefSeq and is a predicted model, not a curated record. Bases 1 to 945 code for a protein of 314 amino acids.
AUGAAGCAGUAUGUAAAGGGAAAACCUAACCCAGAAGAUUUGAAGAAUUUUGUCAUGGCAAACCGUAACGGCAUACCCCUUGAUUUCUGUAUGUAUGAAGGAAAAGGGAAAGCAAUUCAGUCUGAAAAAGUGCCCCCUCCAGAGAAGUUAGAUGUAGGAGGCAGAGUAGUGUUGAAACUUAGUAAUACAUUGACAGAGAAGUCGUCAGUUUAUGUUGACAGAUAUUUUCCUUCUGUUCCCCUCCUCGACAAGUUACUGAGAGACAGGAACAGUACUGCCAAAGGUACAAUAAUGCUGAGUCGCAUCCCCAGAAGUAUACGGUUUGAGGAAGAUGCAACAAAGAGAAAAACAAGAGGCAGCCAUGAUCAGGUGGUAAGUAAUGAUGGGAACCUAGCAAUUAUCAAAUGGUUUGACAACCGAGCGAUUUAUUUGGCUUCAACAGAAUCAAGUGUUGAGCCAAUUGAAAAAUGCACUCAGUGGUCUAAAAAAGUGAAAAAGUACAUUGGAGUUCCCCUUCCAUGUGUAGUAAAGGCAUUCUAUACUUACAUGCGAGGUGCUGACCAGUCAGAUAGGAUGGCGGGAAAGUAUGGCAUGAGAGCCUGGACCCACAAAUGGACCAUCAGAGUGAUUCAUCACUUAAUUGAUUUUGCAAUUGCUGCUGCAUGGUUGGAAUACAGAGAAACUGCAAUGCAGAACGGUAUUGCAAAGAAACAUACAGUGCCAUACUACCAGUUCAAGCUUGAUGUUGCAGAAAAUCUGAUAUAUUUUCAGCAACGGUCAAGUUUACUGAUCGAACCUUUGGAGCAAGAACUAGACUCCGAAAAUGAAGAUUAUUUGCAAGAUAGGAAAAAAACCAAGACGUCCCUUGCCACUACCACAAAUGGAAAAAAGAAAAGCAAGCAAGCUUCAUUUGCCUGCAAUGAUAAACCACGUACAGAGGAAUAG